Molecule: messenger RNA, 339 nt
Organism: Prunus armeniaca (apricot)
Lineage: Eukaryota; Viridiplantae; Streptophyta; Magnoliopsida; Rosales; Rosaceae
Source: the annotation of a GenBank genome assembly
AUGGAUGUCCUCUUUUAUAGGCCUUGGGAGGUGUGCAAUUUGCUUAGAGUUUCGAUGUGGGACUAUGGGCGUCAGUUGUGGGGCUGCCAUGUGUCAGAGAGGCGAGAUUGCCCUAAUGUUGCCAUCGGUAGGUCUGGUACCGAAGGCGAGUGCGGAAGGCACACGAGUCCCCCAAGUCCCCUUGCGAGAGUCUUCGGUAGGGGAUUUGAAGUUAUCUUCGGGAGGAAACACGCUCAGAGGCUGACGUUGGUGAAGUCAGGAGGUCGCUUCGAUCUGACGGGCGAAGGGACGUCUGAGCGCUUCGACUUCCGCGCCUCGCGUGCCGUCAGUUCUCCAUAG